Symbiodinium sp. CCMP2456 is the source of this 532-nucleotide messenger RNA. Lineage: Eukaryota; Dinophyceae; Suessiales; Symbiodiniaceae. The record is from the annotation of a GenBank genome assembly.
AUGGAAAGUGACAACGGGCCCGAUUAUGGGCAUGUAAGCCCAGCUGAGAACGACGCUGACGUGUCGCUUUCAGCUGGCAAUCCGGAAUGGGAGUGUGAAACCGGCGAAGGCAGUCGUGAUGAUGCUGGAGCUGGAGCCACCAGGGACGGAGAUCAGGGGAGAUCUCCCGAAGAUGAUGCCCGAGAUCUUCUAGAUUUCGGAGAAGGGCUGGAGCCGCCCUACGAGUACAUGUCGGUUGAGGGCUCUCCUGAGCGUGGAGAUCAACCAGUGCCUGGCGAAGAGCUUAAAGAAGUGGGUACCACUUCUUCGAGCGACCAAAGCAAGGCCCGAGCUGAGCGACCUUCUCCAAUGCUGAAUGGUGUCGGACCCUCCGGACCUGGCAACCGUCACCGCGAAGGUGGCCGGCGCCUUGAUGAGCCCGCGGCGGCAGGAGGCGGUUCGGGACUUGUCUUCGAGAUGGAGGACGUGAUCAGACAGCUGGUGGCGCAGAAUCAGGCCCUGCAGGAGGAGCUGGUCGCGGCGAAGCAGGGAA